Molecule: messenger RNA, 2578 nt
Organism: Girardinichthys multiradiatus
Lineage: Eukaryota; Metazoa; Chordata; Actinopteri; Cyprinodontiformes; Goodeidae
Product: gastrula zinc finger protein XlCGF57.1-like
Exons: 8
Coding region: 620-2347 (575 amino acids)
Biological process (GO): regulation of transcription by RNA polymerase II
Cellular component (GO): nucleus
Molecular function (GO): DNA-binding transcription activator activity, RNA polymerase II-specific; RNA polymerase II cis-regulatory region sequence-specific DNA binding
Source: RefSeq, a predicted model, not a curated record
GGUUCGGCUCUCUGGUUCAGAUCCCUUCUCCGCCUCCCGGGGGAUCCAGACCAACAGCUGAUCAUAGAAGUACAACAGCUAACUGAUUGCUGAUCUGUUUCAGAGUUUAUUGCAGCGCUUUAGCUGCGCAGAGAUUUGAGUUUGCGUUAAAAUGACCUGGAAACAGAAGGCUGUAAUUAACGAGGUUUCAUUAUAAUCCAGAUUAUUCCAGAUGUGGAGGCCUGUCUACCUGAUGUAUAUCUAGAAGCAUCUGGACCAGAACUAAUAUUUAUUGAAGUUUUCACCGUCAUUGCUGUUGUUAUGACCCUGUGAUAUGGUCUCAAACUAAACUGGUCAAAGUGUUUCAUCAAAUCUCUCCAAACUCCACCAGACUUUCAGGGAUUAUCAAUCCAUGUAAGUGUUGGAUUCGGCUCCCUUUGGCCUGAAAUGGUUUAACGAGAAGAAACAAGCAGGUAGGACACGAGUGAUGCUGAAGAACCAGGAGAACUUGACCUGAUUUUGUUGCAGUUACUGGCUUAGAGCUCCACGACCCAAAUCAUCAUAUUUUAUGUUUUUUAAAUAUGCACUAUAACUCUUGUCCUGGCACUGCAGAGGUCAAUAAACCCAACAUCAAUAGAUUAUGGUGCAGUUCAGCGUCUUCCUGGAGUCUCUGGCUCAGGAAGCUGUUGAGAAGAUCUGCCAGCUGUUUGAGGAGUGUUCAUCUUUGCUGCGACUUGAAGUGUCGCAGGGCGCCGAGGAGAUCGAAGACCUGAGGAGGAGACUGAGGGGGGUGGAGAUGGACCUGAAGCUGGUGAUGGAGGGAAGUGCAGAGCUGGGAGGCCAGGAGGAGGUGACACAGGAACAAUCAGAGGAGAGGCAGGAAGGGGAGGAAGACUGCAGAGUUGUGGUCGCUGGUGAAGCUGGAGUCAGGAGGUCACCUAUCAUUCAUCUGUGGAAAAACAGAAGUUAUGAGGACAGCAUCCAGACUGUUUUUAUAAAGGAGGAGAUGCUGGAGGCCUCAGCCAGUUCUGAUCCUGCACAGGAAGAUGAUGAAGACCCAGACUAUCCGGUGGAACCAGUUGAUCCAGUGGACGGAAAUGACCCGGUUUACACGAUCAGACCUAAAGGCCUCAUGAAGCCCAGGUCCCGGGUCCGAGGGUCAAGGGAGAGUCGGGGUCAGAAGGAGCAGGCUCUGAGCUGCAGACUCUGCAGGAAAACCUUCAGCAAGCUGCUGCAGCUCAAAGCCCACCAGGCCGUGCACGGAGCGAACGCAGAGAAGCCCUUCCUCUGCUCCCAGUGUGGACGAGGCUUCUCGUUCCAGCGAAGCCUCAGCGCUCACAUGCUGAUUCAUACGGGUGAGCGGCCCCACACGUGUGAUGUUUGUGGGAAGGGUUUCACCUUGAAGCAGCUCCUGAGGAACCACCAGCGUCUCCAUGCUGACGUGCGUCCGUUCUGCUGCGACCAGUGCGGUAAAAGUUUUUACCGAGCUCACGGUCUGAAGCUGCACCAAAGGGUCCACACCGGGGAGCGGUUAUACAACUGUCAUCACUGCGACAAGAGCUUCACGAUCCCAGGUAACCUGCAGCGCCACCUGCGCAUUCACACCGGCGAAAAGCCGUACAAAUGCGAAACAUGCGGCAAAAGCUUCAACCAGGCGGAUACGCUGAAAGGCCACCAGCGGUUACACACAGGGGAGCGUCCCUUCAGCUGCGAGACCUGCGGUAAAUCUUUCAUCCAGAAGAACGCCUUAAAGAUGCACCAGAGGACCUCUCACCUAGACGAGAGGAAACUCACCUGUGUUGCAUGCGGCACCGUGGUGCCUUGCAUCGAGUCUCUACGCAAACACAUCCAGACACACGCUACGACCAUCCCCUGCACCUGUGUGCAGUGCGACCGGCACCUCUGCUCCAUCACCGAGCUGCGUGAGCACCAGCAGCAGCACACGCUGGAGCGGCCUCACAGCUGCGGCAUCUGCGGGAAGCGUUUCAAGUCGUCCAGCUACCUGAAGAUCCACCUGAAGGCGCACAGCGGCGAGAGGCCGUACGCCUGCGAGAUCUGUGGCCGUCUGUUCACCCAGCAGAGCAGCCUGAAAUCCCAUCAGGUGGUCCAUACAGGCGAGAGACCAUUCAGCUGCGACACGUGUGGAAAAUCUUUUGGCAACACGGGCAACCUGAAGAGGCACCAGCGCAUCCACACGGGCGAGAAGCCGUUCAGCUGCGACGUCUGCGGGCGCUGCUUCAACCAGGGCAACAGCCUGAAGGCUCACCAGCAGAUGCACACGGGGGAGAAACAGUUCAUGUGCGACAAGUGUGGGAAGAGCUUCUCCUACCUGAGGAACCUCAAGGACCACAAGUGUUUCUACGUUUGAAACGACAUCUGGUUCGGUUUGUGGAUUUAGAUAGACUUGGUAGCUGCCUAAGCAACCAGUUUAUGAAUUUUUCCUGACGUCAGGACCAAUUUCUGUCUGGCUGACAGAAUAGUAGGUUGCAGGUCAGUUUUGCUCAUUUCCGAGUCAUUUUCACUCUGUGGGGUCUUACAUGAGCUGUAAAAAUUGUCUUUCUAUUAAACAAUAAAAAUGUCCACAGUGUCGACCCAUCAA